This is a messenger RNA of Puntigrus tetrazona (Sumatra barb), 1433 nucleotides long. RefSeq lists its product as uncharacterized. The coding region runs from base 9 to 1433 and encodes 474 amino acids. The transcript has 8 exons. The record is from RefSeq and is a predicted model, not a curated record. Lineage: Eukaryota; Metazoa; Chordata; Actinopteri; Cypriniformes; Cyprinidae.
AUCUGACAAUGGUGCAGACCAAAUCAGUAAACAGUAAAAUUUACAUUUUUCAGAUUGAGAAAUGCCCCCUGCAAGCUCAUGGACAGACCACCCUCUUUGGUGGGUCCAAGGCAUGCAGUUGUGGAUUCCACACCACCAAGCCUGCCACUGCUACUUUAUCACAGGCCACUGCUGCACCUCCACAAUCUGAGGCUUCAGACACGGCUCCUGCCCCACGGUCAUUCCUGAGGCCCUCUUCUACUUUAUCAAUGUUCACUAAAUCACGGUAUAGUGGGUCACAGUUGUCUUCACUAAAGCCCAAUUUAGUAGAACGGAAGACCCCAGCCCUUCUCCAUCCUCUGACCCCAAGUGCUUCUCCUCCCAGCCCCCUCACCUUCUCCAUCCUCUGUGAGGACUCAACCGUGGCCACUGUGAGAACCCCUCGCCCUUUUCCAUCCUCUGUAAGGACGGCAAGCUCUUCUUCUUCCUCUCCGAGACCUCCCAGCCCAUCCUUACUGCAGACCCACGUUCCUGCUCCAUUCUCUGAGGAGCCUAGAAGAGUCCAGCCAACCCCUGCCGAGGACUUAGCUUCAGUCAGGCUACCAGUUGAAUUAGGCAAGACCAUCCCUGUGCAGGACCAAAGGUGGAUUGCCAACACUUUAUUUCACUCUGGCAAGCUGCGGCCAGAUUUGAAGCUGUGGUAUGAGCCUCCCAUCCCGGCCCUCAUUUACCACCAGACACCAACACCUGACCGGUUCUUUACCCAUCGGCUAAUGGUGUGGAUGCCCUACCACCUGUGGAAGGUGACGGUUCACUGUCCGGCUUGUAACAAGAACCUAACAGGUUAUGGUGUCCACAAAAGGGCCAGGAAGGUCCUGGAUAUUGACAGGUACUACCUGCUGGUGACAGAGACACUCAGGUGUACUGUGUGUUCUCAAAACUAUCUGUCAACAAGCCAGACUCCUGUAUCGGUGGUCUGCCAGGAGCCUCCAGAGCCAAUCGACAUUCCCACCAGUCGUUGGCUGCUAUCACAAAGAAGCUGGCGGCCAUGGACGGGGACAGCACUCUGGGUAACCUCCAUUGGAAAUGAGGUUGGCCAGAUAGUGACCAGUGUGCUGUCAGUGCAAGAGGGGCCAGGACUGAGCAGAAUGGUGGCUGGUGUAAUGGAGCGCUACCGCCAAGGCUGCCAUUCCACCACCAGUGCUGCUUUAUGUGGACUGUGGCUGCUGCCCUGCAUUUUUGAGUGGGACGCUGGAGACCUCAGUCUGUUGCGGCAGGCAAAGAGGAAACAGAUGAUGGCGGAAGGUUUGCCAGCUAUUACUGACAUCCUGGUGGACAGAAGCAUCAGUAAAGGAGCUGAGCCUUUACUGCCGCGGGGAGGACACGAGGUGAAGAGGCCACCAUACGCCUCAUGGAGAGGCUGCUGCAGGACCUGGGGGGGGUGCAAGCGGUAG